AAUGUCAUCUUUGCUUUGGUUUACUGUGAAUGAUUUGAUUUGUUUAAUUUUUGUGUCUUCGUUUUCGUGCAGUUUAAUCUGAAUUUGCUAUUCAAUUUUAGUCACAAUUAUUGUAGUCAACGGGUCAUAAAUAACUUGUGUGAAAAUGUUUGGAUUCAAUGUUUUUCAAGAAAUAAGAAAUUUUAAUGUGACCUACAGAUGUUUUUCCGUGUCUAUGUUACCUGGUAAUGAGAGGCAAGAUGUAGAAAGAGGGGGCAAAAUAAUAAUGCCCCCAUCAGCUUUGGAGCAAUUAACCAGAUUGAACAUAGAAUACCCCAUGAUAUUUAAGCUGACCAAUAAGAAGACUAAGAGAGUCACGCACUGUGGAGUGCUAGAGUUUGUUGCUGAUGAAGGAAAAGUCUAUUUACCACACUGGAUGAUGGCGAACUUAUUGCUGGAGGAGGGUGCUUUACUACAGAUAGAGAAUGUGUCACUGCCUGUAGCAACAUUCUCAAGAUUCCAGCCUCUUUCUGAAGACUUUUUAGACAUAACAAAUCCUAAAGCAGUCUUAGAAAACUGCCUGAGGAAUUUCUCAUGUCUAACUUCAGGAGAUGUGAUAGCUAUCAAAUACAAUUCAAAGGUUUACGAGCUGUGCGUUUUAGAAACCAAACCGGGCAAUGCUGUUAUUAUUAUUGAGUGUGAUAUGAAUGUAGAGUUCGCGCCUCCAGUAGGCUACAAAGAGGAGCGCCACGUCUCGAAGGGCGAGAGUGGCGCGGACGGCAUGGACGAAGACCCCGCUGGUAUGAUGCCGGAGCCGAGCGGCUUCGUGGCCUUCAGCGGGGAGGGAAACAGGCUGGAUGGGAAGAAAAAGAAGCUUACCAGCGAGAGCGAAUCGGAACCUUCGAAUUCUAGACAGGCAUAUGUGAGAGGUAUUCCAGACUACGACUUCGUUAUUGGCACCCUGAGGUUCAUCAGAAACUCGCGGCCAACUACUGCGACGCAAGAGGAGACGCCAGUGGAGCCAUUCGAAGCCUUCAAGGGUGAAGGGUUCACAUUACGGACUGCUAAAACCAAGAGCGACUAACGAAAAAGUAACUGAUUUAAGAUGUUAAAUACCCUAGACACACAGCCAGCGCCUAAAACUAGGCACGAAAAAAUAGUACUUGAACGGCGUUUGAGCACUCUUGCUCGGAGCCGCGUGAACAUAGAUUCAAUAUGUCAAAGAAUAUGCUCCGUAAAAAAAUGCUUUUACCACUUUAAAGGUACACGGCUAUUGGCCCGCGCUAGACGCAUCGCACGCAUAUAUUUAAUUUCUUUAAUUUGCUUUGUAUGACUGAUUUCACAUAGUGCUGCGUAAAUGCCAGCGUUAACAUACAAAGCAAAGAUCUCCCUUGCAUACCGUGCUUGCGGUGCGUCCAGUGCGGGCCAAUGCAUGCG
Ostrinia furnacalis (Asian corn borer) is the source of this 1416-nucleotide messenger RNA. RefSeq names its product ubiquitin fusion-degradation 1-like (gene Ufd1-like). Bases 146 to 1063 code for a protein of 305 amino acids. Gene Ontology annotation, biological process: ERAD pathway; ubiquitin-dependent protein catabolic process. Gene Ontology annotation, molecular function: polyubiquitin modification-dependent protein binding. The transcript is spliced from 7 exons. Gene Ontology annotation, cellular component: VCP-NPL4-UFD1 AAA ATPase complex. Lineage: Eukaryota; Metazoa; Arthropoda; Insecta; Lepidoptera; Crambidae. The record is from RefSeq and is a predicted model, not a curated record.